Messenger RNA from Guyanagaster necrorhizus, 624 nucleotides. RefSeq names its product ribosomal protein L6. The coding region runs from base 1 to 624 and encodes 207 amino acids. The transcript is spliced from 2 exons. The record is from RefSeq and is a predicted model, not a curated record. Gene Ontology annotation, cellular component: mitochondrial large ribosomal subunit; ribosome. Lineage: Eukaryota; Fungi; Basidiomycota; Agaricomycetes; Agaricales; Physalacriaceae. Gene Ontology annotation, molecular function: rRNA binding; structural constituent of ribosome. Gene Ontology annotation, biological process: translation.
AUGAACGUCGCGCGUCGAGCAUUCAGCACCACCACCACCGCCUUCUCCCGGAUAGGGAAGACACCUAUAUCCAUUCCUCCCAGUGUAGCAUAUUCCCAGACACUCGACGCUCUCACCGUCACCGGCCCGCUCGGGCAAGCCUCCAUUACACUCCAUCCGUUUAUCACCCUUACCCCCAGCAAGGACCCUGCCGCACCCAGUCUCACCGUCUCUAUUGCCGACCACGACGAAAAAAGGCAGCGCGCGAUGUGGGGCACGACGCGCACGCUGAUAGCCAACGCCAUCACUGGCAUCACGGAAGGUUUCCAAGUUCUACUUUACCUCGUCGGCGUUGGGUAUCGGGCCGCUAUGGAAGAAGACCCACGGGGGACAAUGGAUGGGGGUAGCGGGAGGAGGUUCAACAUGAAACUAGGAUACUCUCAUACGGUGUACGUGCCGGUGCCGCCGCAUAUACAAGCAGAGGUACCCGCACCGACGAAGAUUGUACUGAAGGCCACGGAUAAACAUGAACUGGGACUGUUUGCUGCCAAAGUGAGGAGCUACAGGCCGCCGGAACCGUAUAAGGGCAAGGGAAUAUUUAUUGGCCGUGAGACGAUGAGGAUGAAGGCAGUUAAGAAAAAGUAA